Gambusia affinis (western mosquitofish) is the source of this 1955-nucleotide messenger RNA. It is a transcript of the gene trip13, whose product is annotated as thyroid hormone receptor interactor 13. The transcript has 13 exons. Gene Ontology annotation, biological process: meiotic recombination checkpoint signaling; reciprocal meiotic recombination. Lineage: Eukaryota; Metazoa; Chordata; Actinopteri; Cyprinodontiformes; Poeciliidae. Gene Ontology annotation, molecular function: ATP binding; ATP hydrolysis activity. The record is from RefSeq and is a predicted model, not a curated record. Gene Ontology annotation, cellular component: chromosome; nucleus. Bases 233 to 1498 code for a protein of 421 amino acids.
AUGAAAGAAGUCGUUAAAAACCGGCGCGCUGAGUUUGACUGUCGGUUUUCUCACAGUCUGUACGUAGCGUGCUACUUUUGAGCUAGUGUUAGCAUAGUUUAGUUAGCUAGGUUAGUUAGCUAAUGCAGUAGGUGUGAAGAAGUUUCGUUAAUAUCUUGAUACUCACGAAAGGUGUGCAGCUUUGAUGUGAAAAUCUCCGGAUUUGGAUUCGGAGAUUUGCCGUCGUACGAGGAUGGAAGGCGACCGAAUGGAGGUGACACCUAUCCAAAACAUCCAUGUGGAGGUCCAUGUUAAAUCUCUUAGCACAGCUAAACCGUCUGAAGUGAAGAUGCACGUUCAGGCGCUGCUGAAUCGCCACAGCAUGACUUUUGGAAACUACAGAUGGACCGAGUUUGAUGACAAAUUCCUGCAUAAGCAUGUGGAUUCUGUGGUCAUUGAUCUUCAGGAGACAACACAGCCCCUCGAUUUAAAGAGCUGUGACGUCUCCAUUCAUGUCUUCACCCUGAAUGAAGAAGGACCCAGCACACUCAAUUUGGAAGAGGAUGAAGACCUUUCAGCCGCUAAUCACUGGCUCCUGCCAGCAGCUGAAUUUGAUGGGCUCUGGGAGAGUCUUGUAUAUGAAACAGGAGUGAAAGCCAAGCUUUUGGAUUAUGUCACAACAACAAUUUACUUCUCGGAUAAAAAUGUCGACAGCAACCUAAUUUCCUGGAACCGCGUCGUGCUUCUUCACGGACCUCCGGGCACAGGGAAAACAUCGCUCUGCAAAGCUCUUGCCCAGAAACUGUCAAUCAGGCUGUCAAGUCGGUAUACCUACGGCCAAUUUGUGGAGAUUAACAGUCAUAGUUUGUUCUCCAAGUGGUUCUCAGAGAGCGGUAAACUGGUCACAAAGAUGUUUCAGAAAAUCCAACUGCUGAUUGACGACAAAGACGCUCUGGUGUUUGUUUUGAUUGAUGAGGUGGAGAGCCUGACAGCAGCCAGGAAGGCCUGCCAGGCGGGAACAGAGCCGUCUGAUGCCAUCCGAGUGGUCAACGCCGUUCUCACACAGCUGGAUCAAAUCAAACGGUAUCCCAACGUGGUCAUCCUGACGACGUCCAACGUGACUGAGAAGAUCGACCUGGCGUUUGUGGACAGAGCCGACAUCAAGCAGUACAUCGGACCUCCGUCAGAGAAAGGCAUCUAUAACAUCUAUCUCUCCUGUCUGGAAGAGCUGAUGAAAUGCCAGAUCAUCUACCCCAGGCAGCAGCUUUUUACUAUGUACGAGCUGGAAACCAUGGGCUUUGUUAGGAGCGAAGUUUCUGAGCACAGUCUGAAGCUGAGGAAUAUCGCCGUAAAAAGCAAAGGCCUGAGUGGAAGAGCGCUCAGGAAAUUACCCUUUCUCGCUCAUGCCCUCUUUGUACAGCAGACACCAUCAGUAACUCUCGAAAGGUUCCUGAAGGCAAUGUGUCGAGCGGUGGAUAAACAGAGGGAGGAAGAGGCCAAUCUGAUCAAUGGAGUCUGAAACUAUUACGACACCUUAAAGCUGGCACAUAAUUAUUCUGUCAAUCUUUCAUUCCUGAUGCCUUUUUUUUUUUUUAAACCUUCACAGUUCAGUUGGCAGCACUUCAAUUAAUCUGUUAUCUAAAAAUAUUGCUUUAACAAAUCCUGUUCAUCACUUAAAGCUCUUUAUUCAGGUAACUGCUGAUGCUGAUAACUUAAAGCAAACUGUAUCAGGAAAGGACUUGUUAUAUGAGAUGCUGCUUUGUGUUUGCUCUCACUGUCUCACAACUUUAACCGUAACAGUUUUUGUGUUUUGCUGGUUUUGCGUAAAGGUAAACUGUUCUUCCGUUACCAUCGCAUACCGUUGAUCCUGUCAGUAGGAACCAGGCAAUGGGCAGCUGGAGAAAACUCCAGUCGGACAUAUUUUCUGUCUUUCCAUUAAACUGACUUUGAACCCUAGUAAGGGCGUAAUGAGAAAA